ACUCACUGGGGGGACUGGUCUGACAGCAUUCCACCUCCCAGGAUAAAAACUGGGGUGACCUGCACGGAACCCUGCACAGUCCUGCUGGCCAGCACAGCACAGCACAGCACAGCUCACUAGGCUGUGACCCCACCCCUGUCUGACAUGCUCAUUUCCAGAACUCCCCCAGUCUUGGGUGGGGGCUGUCUCUGGAUCUUAACCUCCCUGCUGCUUCUGGCUUCUACAGCCAUCCUUGGUGCUGCCAAGACACCUGUGCCCCCAGCCUGUGGGAAGCCCCAGCAGCUAAACCGGAUUGUGGGUGGUGAAGACAGCGCAGAUGCCCAGUGGCCCUGGGUUGUGAGCAUCCAGAAGAACAGGACCCACCACUGUGCAGGCUCCCUGCUCACCAGCCGCUGGGUGGUCACAGCUGCCCACUGCUUCAAAGGCACUCUGAACAAGCCAUCCCUGUACUCUGUGCUGCUGGGUGCCUGGCAGCUGGGGAAUCUUGGCCCAAGGUCCCAGGAGGUGGGUAUUGCCUGGGUGCAUCCCCACCCUGUGUACUCCUGGAAGGAGGGUUCCCGUGCGGACAUCGCCUUGGUGCGCCUCGAGCACCCCAUCCAGUUUUCGGAGCGAAUCCUUCCCAUCUGCCUGCCUGAUUUCUCUGUCCACCUCCAUCCGAACACAGACUGUUGGAUUGCAGGCUGGGGGACUGUCCAUGAUGGAGUGCCCCUGCCUCACCCUCAGACCCUACAGAAGCUGAAGGUUCCCAUCAUUGACUCAGAAAUCUGUGGUCGCCUGUACUGGCGGGGAGCUGGGCAGGGAGCCAUCACCGAGGACAUGUUGUGUGCCGGCUACCUAGAGGGGGAACGGGAUGCCUGUCUGGGCGACUCCGGAGGCCCCCUGAUGUGCCAGGUCGAGGGCACCUGGCUGCUGGCGGGCAUCAUCAGCUGGGGCGAGGGCUGUGCGGAGCGCAACCGGCCCGGCGUCUACAUCAGCCUGGCCUCCCACCGUUCCUGGGUGCAGAGGAUCGUGCAAGGGGUUCAGUUCCGCGGACACUCGCAGGGGAGCGGGCCGUUGGGGUUAAGAAUCCAGGGAUACAGGGCGGCCCGGGGCGGCCCAGCAGCCUAAACACAGGGAGUUUCCUUAGUUGUAAAUAAGCCGUCUACCUCUGGAGGGCUCCCGCGUGCUGGCUCAGGGUCGCUUCCUCUGGGAGACCCCGCCCUCACCCCGCCCCCACCCCGACUCAGGUUCCACCCCUGGAGCCCGGAGCGCCUUUGUGUAUGUACGUUCGUGAUUUUUACAGUUAUUUGUAAGCCUGCCUGCACAUUUUAUUUAUUCUCCCAAGUUUCAAUAAAUUAUUAUCCAGGUCCUGUUUUUUCCCCUUGAAUGAGGACAUUGGGAAGCAGGGGUGCAGUUGGGGGCAGCUAGGGUCCUGCCCACCUGGGAUUCAACUUCCUAACUCCUGACCUUUGCUUUGUCCUUCCCAGCAGAAGAGGCUGGAGACCCAACUUUGCUACAUAAAAGGCCCCCAAGGGCGUGGGGGCUGCAGGGCCCUGCCUUUUGGGUUUUCAAACAGGGCUGGGUGGGAGAAACCACUCCCAGGGGAGUGGGCUGUCCCCUCCCUCCUCCUCCCCCUGUGCUCAGUGGCCCAUCUCCUGGAUUUGAGUGAGGCAGCUAUGCCUCCACAGCCCCAGAAGCUGACUCACCGGUGACUCACAGCUGAUUCUGUGAAUCUUCCUGUGCACGAAGGAGCACCACAGUGAGACAGUA
Messenger RNA from Phyllostomus discolor (pale spear-nosed bat), 1749 nucleotides. RefSeq names its product brain-specific serine protease 4-like. The transcript has 6 exons. Gene Ontology annotation, biological process: proteolysis. The coding region runs from base 145 to 1107 and encodes 320 amino acids. The record is from RefSeq and is a predicted model, not a curated record. Gene Ontology annotation, molecular function: serine-type endopeptidase activity. Lineage: Eukaryota; Metazoa; Chordata; Mammalia; Chiroptera; Phyllostomidae.